Messenger RNA from Gigantopelta aegis, 372 nucleotides. Its product is annotated as type I iodothyronine deiodinase-like. Gene Ontology annotation, molecular function: thyroxine 5'-deiodinase activity. The record is from RefSeq and is a predicted model, not a curated record. The coding region runs from base 1 to 372 and encodes 123 amino acids. The transcript has a single exon. Lineage: Eukaryota; Metazoa; Mollusca; Gastropoda; Neomphalida; Peltospiridae.
AUGGGCAGAACGAAACUGAUGAACUCGGUUGCUGAGCGCUACAAAGCAGACGUGGACUUUCUUUUGGUCUACAUUUGUGAAGCGCACGCGAGCGACGAAUGGCCAGUAGCGGGUAACCUCAACAUAAAGUCUCAUUCAUCAAUACAAGACCGUGCUCUGGCUGCUAAGGCGCUGACAGACUACGGGAUUCCGUAUCCUGUGGUUCUAGAUAACAUGGAUAACGUGGCAGCUGUUAAAUACGCUGCCAAUCCAGAAAGACUCUAUGUAAUUCUGGAUGGUAUUGUUGUUUACCAAGGUACCCACGGUCCUGCUGGCUAUCAACCUGCGGAAGUGGAUACAUUUUUGAAACAAUUGGUUUCGAAGACGUCAUAA